AUGCAGGAAGCCAUGGAAGAUUUGAAGAACAACCCAUAUUUUGAUAAAUAUGCAUCAAAAAUUUCCAAGUUGAAAAAAGAAAAUCCCGAUCAAUUCAAAUCACGCAUUGUGGACGUGAGUAGAAACAACACCCAGAAAAUUGAAGCACCUAAAGGAAGACAGUAUGCACAGCUGCUGAACCCGAAAGAAAAAAUUGCAGCUUGUGCUCAGAUCUACAAAGAACCAUUAGAAAAAAUAAUGAAAACUGACUUGAUAAAGGACAAGACUGCUGAUGAGAUUCAAGUAAUUUGGCAGCAAUACCAUAUUCAGAAAGAAUACUGCAUAGCAGCUUCUAUACCUGAUUGUGACUAUGACCAGUUGAUUGAAAACAGCAAAAAGCACCCUAUCUUUGUUUUUGCUCUGCCAAGAAGUCAAGGAUAUGAAUUCAUCAUGUGCCAGUUUGCUUCAAAUACUGUUCAUUUCACCCCUCUCCUUUAUUACCAAGUGCAUAAGGAGAAUGCACCAGAAUGUCUCACAAUAACUCAUUAUGAUGAAUUUAAAGAGGAUAAAGGCAUAGUUCUGAUGAGAGGUGAAUAUGAUAAAAAUGUCAUUGAUGCUCAAGAAGCACAGUGUCUGGCAAACCAACUGCAACUAUAUUAUGUUAGAGAACAACCAGAAAAGAAGAAGUUGCUGGAGACUUUCACUGCAAAUCCAGAAGAGUUCCAGCAUACUGACCUUAUCAAGCAAAUUGAAACAUUAUCAUUGUAA
Phaedon cochleariae (mustard beetle) is the source of this 747-nucleotide messenger RNA. NCBI's taxonomy places the organism in Eukaryota, Metazoa, Arthropoda, Insecta, Coleoptera, Chrysomelidae. The record is from the annotation of a GenBank genome assembly.